Erigeron canadensis is the source of this 914-nucleotide messenger RNA. Its product is annotated as ATP-dependent RNA helicase eIF4A. The record is from RefSeq and is a predicted model, not a curated record. The transcript is spliced from 7 exons. NCBI's taxonomy places the organism in Eukaryota, Viridiplantae, Streptophyta, Magnoliopsida, Asterales, Asteraceae. Bases 92 to 736 code for a protein of 214 amino acids.
CUUCGGUUAACCCGAGGAUAACUGGCAAAAGGAUAAUUGGGCAAGACCAACGAUAAUUGGCAAAAGGAUUUCAAUCACCUCCCGGCCGGAUAUGGAGCCACUUGAACCAUCUCCAUCACAUCUUUCUCCUUCCGCCACCGCCAUUUCUACCGCUUCUACUAGUCCACAACGCCAUUUUUAUCUCGCAGUUGACAGACUCCACUUUAAAAUGGAGACGUUGGUGGAUUUAUUAGGAACGGCGGGGCGUCGUCCGUGGCUGCCGAUAGUCGUUUGUUGUAGCACGCGUGAUGAGCUUGACGCCGUUUGCUCUGCUGUCUCCAACAUUUCUUACAUUUCCGUCACACCGCUGUACAGUGACCUUGCUGAAGCAGAACGUGCAUUGAUUUUAGAUAAGUUUCGCCAUGUCACAAUGAAAUGGAACCAAAAUGCUGCUGUUCAAUCCGAAAAUGAAGCAACUGAAAAGGAAGAGCAGAAAUCUCAUUUGAUAGUUGCAACUGAUGCUUGUCUUCCGCUUCUUGCUUCAGGAGAGUCUCCCAUCAGUUCUAGUGUUUUGAUAAACUAUGAACUGCCCACAAAAAAGGAAACAUACAUGAGGAGAAUGGCAACUUGUUUGGCUGCAGAUGGCAUCGUGAUCAAUAUGGUUGUUGGGGGUGAAGUGGUAACUCUUAAAAGCAUCGAGGAAAGCAGCAGCCUUGUGAUUGCAGAGAUGCCAAUAAACAUAUUUGAAAUGUUCUGACGACACUUUUCAUAAAGGCUUGGAAAACGUUAUUAGGAUGAUAGGACCUUCCGACUUGGUUCCUAAUGCUCUUUGACUCAACUAAUGAGGUAUUCCAGAUAUCAGUUUUUUUUUUAAAUGUAACUUUAAAUUGUUGGAACCGUUUUCUUGUUAAAUAUAUGGAUAGUUUUUCUUCAAA